Pristis pectinata (smalltooth sawfish) is the source of this 2886-nucleotide messenger RNA. RefSeq names its product ras homolog gene family, member Aa (gene rhoaa). Gene Ontology annotation, biological process: small GTPase-mediated signal transduction. Gene Ontology annotation, molecular function: GTPase activity; GTP binding. The coding region runs from base 133 to 714 and encodes 193 amino acids. Lineage: Eukaryota; Metazoa; Chordata; Chondrichthyes; Rhinopristiformes; Pristidae. The record is from RefSeq and is a predicted model, not a curated record. The transcript has 5 exons.
CGUCAAUCCCCGGCGGGCGGUGGAAGAGUGGAGGGAAGCCGACCCUGCCCGGUCAAGUUCGGUUGAGGCGGCGGUGGCGGCCUUGAGGAGAAAGUUUGAGGAAGGAUCGAGAAUCGGCGGCGGAGCACAACAAUGGCAGCCAUCCGUAAGAAGCUGGUGAUUGUCGGGGAUGGAGCUUGCGGCAAGACCUGCCUCCUGAUUGUCUUCAGCAAGGACCAGUUCCCGGAGGUCUACGUACCGACCGUCUUCGAGAACUACGUGGCAGACAUCGAAGUGGACGGGAAGCAGGUGGAACUGGCGCUCUGGGACACAGCUGGCCAAGAAGAUUACGACCGUUUGCGGCCUCUCUCCUACCCCGACACUGAUGUUAUUUUGAUGUGUUUUUCCAUCGACAGCCCCGACAGUUUGGAGAACAUCCCCGAGAAGUGGACUCCGGAAGUGAAGCACUUCUGCCCCAACAUCCCCAUCAUCCUGGUAGGCAACAAGAAGGACCUGAGGGGUGACGAGCACACGCGGAGGGAGCUGGCCAAGAUGAAGCAGGAGCCCGUGAAGCCGGACGACGCGAAGGAGAUGGGGAGCCGCAUCAACGCCUUCGGCUACCUGGAGUGCUCGGCCAAGACGAAAGAGGGGGUCCGCGAGGUCUUCGAGCUGGCCACCCGCGCCGCCCUGCAAGCCAAGAAGGCCAAAAACAAGAGCCCGUGCCUGCUUCUGUAAGGUGCCUGCAGGAAAAAGAGUGAUCUACCAGCAUCCUACACCUCCCCCCCCACCUCUCUCUCUCUGUCUCUGGAUUUUAGUUACCUACGCUGGUGUGAGGCUUGUCGUUCUUUACGUUAGUGUCCCGCCUCCCACCGAAUUUGUGAAGGAAAAAUUAUUUUUUUAAAGCUCCUUUUUGCUUGAGUUGCUUGGUUUUCUGGCAGUUCCCCCCCCCCCACUCCCUUUCCCUAGGUCGCCAAACCUCCCCCCACCAUCGCCAGCUUGUGGUGGCUGGGCAGGGCUCUGACCUUUUUCCCUGCAGCCCCCAGUACAGCCCGGGCCAGGGAUCGAGCCGCCCCUCUUGAGCUUGGACGCUGGCGGUCGCGAUUUGGCCUCCUCUCGAGUCCCGCUCACUCGAGAACCUCGAGUGCAGAAAACCAGUGGUGCCUCCCGACCGCCCCUGCUGUGUAAACUGGGCCUGUGCUGAGCCAGAGCAGAUGGGUGUGGGUGGAUAUCCUCUUGGGGUCCUCUGGGGUUCUCCGCAGACGGACCCUCUGGACUGUUGGCAGAUUCCCCACCGUUCUGAGCUGCUGCGGGUCCCAACCAGGGUGGUGCUGUGUGCCAGAUGCCGCAGAGUGCCUCACCCAAGUGCCCGUCUUCUCUCGCCUUUCGGUUGAAGCUCCGGGAGUGGGGGGGGUGGGUCCCAUUGACCACCCCUGCCUCCGCACCCCUCGAACCGGGGACCUUCUCUCCUCGGGUGGAACGCUUGUCCUCCCCGGAGCAAUGCACCUCAUUAAUGGACUGGCGGGGAGUUUAAGGAGUGCGUCUGGCUCCCCCCUCCCCUACCACCUUUGCACCCCUCUCUCGCUUCACUGAUCCAGGUAGAGGGUAUAGCUCGCAAAGACAGGACCCUAUAACCGUACCUGGGCCACGCCAUUGUGGCAAAUGGUGGCAGGGUGGUUGGCGUACAAACGGCAGAACAGGAGAGAAUUCAGCCCCCAAUGCCUGACCUGUGCCUCUGACCCCUGCCACUUCAUAUAAUCUUAUCAGAUCCUGCCUUAACAAUCGCAGUUGGCCCUCCCUGAUCUGCUCCAGCGACCUCAGAUUGUUUGGGGAAGGGUAUUAAAUUCGUGCUGUCGCUGUGCUGGGAUUGCAGAGGGAGCUUCACCCUGUGUCUGACCCCGGGAGUGUGUGACGGGACGGUGCGGAGGGAGCCUCGCCCUGCGUCUGACCCCGGGAGUGUGUGAUGGGACGGUGCGGAGGGAGCCUCGCCCUGCGUCUGACCUUUACUGCAGCAAAUGGGACAGGCAGAAAGAAGAGAAUUGCAAAUAUCUUGGGGUUGGGGGGAGGAAUUGAAUUGCGGAUCUUUGGAAUCCUUGGGAGGCCAGUUCUGGGACAGGUUUUUUUUGUCCCGGGGAAGUACACCCUGUUCUUCCAGACCGGAAUCCCUGCCAGAUUGUACAGAGCUGGGAGAGAGGGGCUGGUUCUAAUUGCCACCUGCAAAGUUUUAAAACUUUUCAACUUCUCUACAUCAAAGUUUCCCCCUGCCCCAAAAGCAAAACUUUUUGUGCAUGUUCUGUGGGAACCCAGUGUCUUUUGGGGCCUUUUGGAUUCCUGUGUGUGUGUGUGUGUGUGUGUAGCUGGAGCAUUUGACUUUAAAUGUUUACUCACAGUAUUAGUUGCUUACUUCUCUGGUUUAUUCCCUCCCUCGAGGGCAGUGGCGACACUCGCACCCUCGCUCUCCGGGGGCUCAGUCAGUAGCUCUUCCCAACCCCCCCCCCCCUCACUUUCCGCCUGCCCGGAAUCACCGCCCGCCACUGGGGCGAUGCUUCCCGCUCCGGCACCGUGCCCGCUCAUGGGAAGUCAAUGCAGGUCUCUAUGUGUGAUGGCGGAUUGGCGCUUCCCCACCCACCUGCAUCUAGUUCACACAAAGGAGGCGGACCCCUUUGCCUUGCGUCUCGCUCUCGACCACCAGCAACUCGGUGUACCAGUCCAAGGAGAGCUACCUGUCUCCUAUUCCAAUGUUUAUACUCUCAGCCAGUUGUUACUAAACUGUAAUUUAUUCACUUAAUAAAAAAAAAAUCAUUUGGAAUAUCUUUGUAAAUUUCAGAAGGAGAAAUGUGUGUGCAUUUGUAUUAUUACGGAAAUGAAAGAGUUGACAAUAUAAUAAAAGAAAAAGGUCAGAUUAUAAAA